Argiope bruennichi is the source of this 1896-nucleotide messenger RNA. RefSeq lists its product as uncharacterized. The record is from RefSeq and is a predicted model, not a curated record. Bases 1 to 1896 code for a protein of 631 amino acids. NCBI's taxonomy places the organism in Eukaryota, Metazoa, Arthropoda, Arachnida, Araneae, Araneidae. The transcript has 4 exons. Gene Ontology annotation, molecular function: nucleic acid binding.
AUGUAUGAAUUGGAAGCAGCAUUAUCGAAGACCCACGAUACCAGCCCCGGGCCAGAUGGAAUUACUCAAGUUUUGUCUGUUCUACCUUCAUCUGUUCAUGGAACUCUUUACGUUGAUGAUCUGCAGAUCUCUUGCCAAGGCUGCAGUAUAAAUCUCAUUGAGCGUCAAUUACAGAAUGCAGUUAAUAAAGUGGUAACUUGGUGCAACAACAAUGGGCACGCGAUCUCUCCCGAGAAGAGUAGGUGUAUUCACUUCUGCCGAAAGCGAACCAUUCAUUCAGAUCCAAAUAUUUAUAUUCAAAAUGUACUCAUUCCUGUGGUGAGUGAAGUGCGGUUUUUGGGAGUGAUAUUCGAUAGAAAGCUUACAUUUCUUCCGCAUAUUUUGAACCUGCGGAAGAGAUGCGAGAAAACGUUAAAUAUAUUGAAGGUGCUCUCCAGAACAUCAUGGGGAGCUGAUCGAACCUCCCUACUCCGUAUUUAUCAAGCGAUUAUCCUCUCCCGCAUUGACUACGGCUGCAUGGUGUAUGGUUCUGCACGCCCUACAGUUUUGCGGCGACUGGACACCAUCCACGACACUGCUCUAAGGAUCUGCUCCGGAGCAUUUCGUACUUCUCCAGUUGAGAGUUUGUAUGUCAUUUGUCACCAGUUACCUCUAAAUUUGAGGCGUAAAAAGAUAUCAGUUUCAUUCUAUUUCCGCACACAGUCCGUGCCUCAUCAUCCCAUUUGUUGCAACAGGUUUCCAGUUGCUCUCCGUAGACAUUAUGGUGCCCGUCCUGCUUGCAUUCUGCCAUUCUGUGAGAGAAUAAAACCCAUACUACAUGACUCGGACCUCAACGAUGUAAGAAUUAAAGUUAACGACCCAUUUAUGUUUCCACCUUGGGAUAUCCCUCAAUUUUCUUUUUUGAAUCCCUUCACUGGUUUCGACAAAUCGUCAACGGCUCCUGUGGUUUUCCAACAGCUCUUUUUGCUUCAUCGCUAUCGGUAUUCUUCGUUUGUUCCAAUUUUCACGGACGGCUCAAAAUCAGCUGGACAUAAAAUUUCUCCUUCUCUACAGCGUAAUUUCAUCAUUUACUCCGAUAGCAUGAGUGCUUUAGAAAUGUUGUCUAACUAUAGUAAUUGUAUGCACCCAAUUGCUAACCGCAUUUUACUCAUUUUGCGCUCUUUGAAAAAUGAUGGUUUUAAUAUUAUAUUUUGUUGGGUUUCGAGCCAUGUUGACAUUCCAGGAAAUGAAAAAGCAGAUUCGGUUGCAAAAUCUGUGACAGCCUUUAUGAGGACUGGACUUCCAUUUUGUGACGUUAAGGUGGCAUUCUCCCGUCAUAUAAAUUCCUCUUGGCAGGAGGCAUGGGGUCUGCAGAUCCAUAAUAAGUUACACUCCGUGAAACCUAUCAUUGGUUCUUGGCCUGUUCUUCCAAUACGCGAGAUCGAUGUUAAAUUGACUCGUCUCCGUAUAGGACACACUAGAUACACUCACAGGCAUCUCAUUUUUGGUGACAGGAAGCCAGUGUGCCCUACAUGCCAUGUUGAUUUUAGUACAAAACACAUUUUGAUUGAAUGCCCUAUUUUAACUGAGAAACAAACCCCUGUAAAAUCCUCCGAUUCGGAUACUGAACAAUCUACAAACAGUGCUCCAGAAACUCAUGAAACCAGAAAACGGAAACCAAAACCCCAACGUUCUCUAAAGCUUAAACUUUCCAAACGCGGUCUUUUGCAAGAAAUGAUAUCAGAGAAACUGAAAUCAAAAUCAAAAUCUAAAACCCAGAAUUCUGUAGCUCUAGAACUUGCAAAGCUGGGCAUAGCCCACAAAGAUUUAAUAUCUGUUUUCGGUAACCCGCCCCAAACUACAGAUCUCAUCACCCUCCAUCCAUCUGAAGGGGAUGAGGAUUGUGAAAUGAGUUGA